Molecule: messenger RNA, 10378 nt
Organism: Micropterus salmoides (largemouth bass)
Lineage: Eukaryota; Metazoa; Chordata; Actinopteri; Centrarchiformes; Centrarchidae
Gene: ranbp2
Product: RAN binding protein 2
Exons: 30
Coding region: 144-9530 (3128 amino acids)
Biological process (GO): protein peptidyl-prolyl isomerization; protein folding; NLS-bearing protein import into nucleus
Cellular component (GO): cytoplasm; nuclear pore
Molecular function (GO): protein binding; GTPase activator activity; peptidyl-prolyl cis-trans isomerase activity
Source: RefSeq, a predicted model, not a curated record
CGGUAACGAGACUGCGCAAUAAACAUGGGGAGUUAACGUAGUGACAGCCUAACCGACGUUUAUGUCAUUUUUUAUAUUUUGUUCAUUCCUUGUAUCCUGUGCUCUACAGACAGCCGAUUUAGAAGUAUUUGUUUUUGGAAGCCAUGCGGCGGAGCAAGGCUGAAGUGGACCGCUACGUUUCCUCGGUACAGAGUUCCUCUCCCUCACUCAAAGAGAAGCCAGUCAAAGGGUUUUUAUUUGCUAAAUUGUACUUUGAAGCAAAGGAAUAUGAUCUUGCAAAACGACAUGUAUCUGAGUAUCUCAAAGUGCAGGAGAGAGAUCCGAAAGCACACAAAUUCCUUGGACAGCUUUACGAGACAGAGGGAGACAUCAACAAGGCAGUAGGAUGUUACAAGCGGUCAGUGGACUUGAACCCAGCCCAGAGGGACCUGGUGCUGAAGGUGGCUGAGUUACUGGUCAGUAAGGAGGAAUGUGACAGCAGAGCAGAGUUUUGGGUGGAGAAAGCUGCCAAGCUGCUGCCAGGAAACCCUGCAGUCUUCAACCUGAAGGAGCGUUUGUUGAGUCGUCAGGGUCAGCCAGGUUGGAACCGGCUGUUUGACCUCCUACAGGCCGAGCUGGCAACGAGGCCGGCUGACGCUCACGUGAACGUGAAGUUGGUUCAGCUGUUCUGUCAGGACGGGCGGCUGGAUGAAGCCGUUAAGCAUUGCCUGGCUGCUGAGAAAAGGGGCAUGCUGAGCCACAGUCUGGACUGGUACACAGUGGUGUUACACACUUUGCAGGAGUAUCUAGCUCAGCCCAGCGUCUCUAGUAAUGAGAAGAUGUGUCGUCGUCUCCAGAGAGAGCUGCUAUUGGCUCACUGCAGCCUGCUGAGAAUCACACUGUCUGAGAGCAACGUGCAGCCCAGCCUCGAUGCCCUCGCAGGUUUUGACCGAGCUAUGCAGACGCUGAGCGGCGUUGCUGGCCGCCACACAGAUGAUCUAUGCGAAGUGUUUGUGGAGAUGAGAGGUCACCUCUACCUGCAUGCUGCCACACUGCUGUUGAAGCUGGCUCAGGAUCGCCAACAGACCUGGAGGGCUGUCAUUGACCUGGCUGCACUAUGCUACCUGCUGGCGUACCAGGUCCCCAGACCAAAGGCUAAAGUGACCAAAAGAGACCAGUCAGCCCCACAGCUUCUGGAGCUGCUGGCCAAUGACCGACAGAGUCAGGCCGGCCACAUGUUGCUAAAUCUGAGCACUGAUUCAUCCACCUUGAUCAGAGAGGUGGUGGAGGCGUUUGGGAACCGUAGCGGGCAGGACUCUCUGUUUGAACUCCUGUUUGGACCACAGGCCUCCAUUAGUUCUUCCUUUAUUGCCAAUGAUGACAUUCGUUCCAUUAACACCAUGGCUCCAGAUCUCUCUCAGCUGGCCAAAUGGGACGCUGGUUCCAUCCUGCUGCAUAGUGGUGACUUGCAACACCUAAGCUGGUUGGGGCUACAGUGGACCCUUCUGGCCCAAAGACCGGCCCUGCGGAACUGGUUACAGCAGCUCUUUCCAAGGCUCACUCUGGAAACCUCCAAACUGGACACCAACGCGCCAGAGUCCAUCUGCCUGUUAGACCUGGAGGUGUUCUUAUAUGGAGUGGUGUUCUGUAGCCACUGUCAGCUCCAGGAGACUGCGAAGAUCAGCAGUGGAGUGAAUCAGCAGCAACAGCAGCAGCUUUAUGAGCCUCGCUGCCUCCCCCUCCCCCUCCUUCGCCUCUUGACCACUGACAGACAGAGGGAGUGGUGGGACGCCGUCUACAGCCUCAUUCACAAACGAGCAGCUCCUGGCAUGUCAGCUAAACUGCGGAUGAUUGUGCAGCAUGGACUGAACACUCUGAGGGCCAGAGAGAAGCAUGGGCUCCAACCAGCACUGGCCAUCUACUGGGCUCAGUGUCUCUGCCAGACGGGUGAUGGAGUGCACUCGUACUACGAUCAGAAGGAGUACAUCGGCCGCAGCGUCCACUACUGGGAAGUUGCACUUCCACUUUUGGAAAAGAUCAAGAACCGACGCAGUAUACCUGAACCCCUUGAACCCCUCUUCAUACACUUUCCCUCCAAAGAUAUUCAGAUUUCUUCUGUUAGGGGUUAUGAACAGGAAGCCAAGAUAGCAUACGCGGCUCUCCUCGACAUCGAAGGCAAGACAGAGGAGGCCAUUGCUACCUUGGAAACCAUCAAUAACAUGUCAUCCAUCUGGCAAUUGGCACAGAUCUAUCAGCGGCUAUCAGAGGAGGCCAGCAACGGGCUUGAGGAGACCCAAGAUAGGUGCAUCACUUUUCUGAGAAAGUUCCGGACCUACUUGUCAAAAAUCUACAAUGCUAAUGCAGAUGAAAUUGAGAAGCUGCCUGUUUCCAUGGAGGAGGUUGUGGACCUCCUGAACGAUGUGAACCAGCAGCUCGGGGACAGUGGGGAGGCCAUGGAUGAAGAGGAGGAGAAGGAGGAGGCGGGGGGUCGAAGAGGACCAACCCACUCCAGCCCUGCUCAUCCCACAGAAAUCUCUGCCACCAUAUCCCACAUAAAGUUUUCCACUCCCUCUCCUAACAAAAGCAUCGUCUCUCCUUCCAAAAGACACCUGAUUUCUCCCAAGACACCGCCUCAUUGGGUGGAGGACCAGAAAAGUCUCCUCCAGAUGCUGUGUCAGCAAGUUGAAGCCCUGAAGAAUGAGGUCCAUGAUCUGAGACACAACUCUUCAGGGACAGCAGGUUCCCCUCAUCACAAGAUGUAUGGGGAGAGCUACGGGGCUGAGGGCCUACAGGAGCCUUUUACCCCAGUCCAGUCCUACCAUGGGGCCCCACUAACAGUUGCCACCACAGGCCCCUCUGUGUAUUACAACCAGUCUCCAGCUUAUAACUCUCAGUAUCUCCUGCGCACAGCAGCAAACGUGACCCCCACCAAGGGUCCAAUGUAUGGUAUGAACCGUAUGCCGCCUCAGCAGCAUAUGUAUGCCUACCAGCAGCCCACUCAUACACCUCCAUUGCAGACAGCCCCAGCCUGCAUUUACCCUCCUCAAGAGCAGGUCUUUGGUGCCCCUCUUCGGUUUGAAUCGCCAGCCACAAGCCUUCUUUCCCCUUACAGUGAAGAAUACUAUGGCCAGAGUGUAACCCACCAAACCACUAACCCUCCACUGCCUGAACCUGGCUACUUCACCAAGCCAGCUGUAAUCCCUGUUCAGCCUCCAAAGAGCAUAGAGGGAAAGCCUAUGGACUUUGGGAAACUCUCCUUCAGUCAGCAGGCACCUGCUGAAGUCCCAAAAGUGCCUAGCUUUGGAGCAGGGGCAGUUGCCCAGUCAACGCCUUCAGCUGCUUUUAAAUUCAACUCAAACUUUAAAUCCAACGAUGGAGAUUUCACUUUCUCAGCUUCCCAGGCCAAGCACAGUGAAAGUCUGCUUGGUCUUCUUACGUCAGACAUGCCCACUAAAACAGAGGUAUUGGAAACCUCAGAGAAGCCUUCAGCCCAUGAGCAGCCCCCCAGUCAAACCGGCAUCUUCACCUUCGGCAAUAAAAAUGUUACUGGCUUCUCCUUUGUUGAUUCUCCGCAAAGCACAGGCACUGGAAGUCUGUUUAGCAAGGUGGACCAGCCAUUUAAAUUUGGAGAUGUUAUCAAGCCAGUGUUUGGGGUUGUCCAGUCUGCAGCAGAAGAGGAAAGAGCAGCGGAGAGCGACAAUGACAGCACUCAUGUUGAGGAGGAUGAGGAUGGUCCACACUUUGAACCCAUUGUCCCUCUUCCUGAUAAAGUAGAUGUGAAAACAGGUGAGGAGGAAGAGGAGGAAAUGUUUUGCAACAGGGCAAAGCUAUAUCGAUUUGACACAGAGACAAAAGAGUGGAAGGAACGGGGCAUUGGCAAUGUUAAAAUCCUGAAACACAGCACUAAAGGGAAGGUCCGCCUCCUAAUGAGAAGGGAACAGGUCCUUAAGAUCUGUGCAAACCACUACAUCAAUGCGGAUAUGCUGUUGAAACCCAACGCUGGCUCUGACAAAUCCUGGGUCUGGAACGCCAUUGAUUAUGCAGAUGAAGAGCCUAAGCCCGAACAGCUGGCCAUCCGCUUCAAAACUGUAGAUGAAGCGUCACUUUUCAAAGCUAAAUUUGAGGAAGCCCAGAAAAUUGUGCUCAAAUCAUCAGAAAAGCACGGUCAGCCCGAUGAGAAUAAAAAGGAAAGCUCAAAAGAUUCUGAUUCGCUGGUAGCCCAGUUUGGUCUUAAAGAAGGGGAAUGGGACUGCACUGUAUGCUGUGUAAGAAAUAAACCCAAGGAAAUGCGAUGUGUCGCUUGUCAAAGUGCCAAUCCCAAUUCUUCAUUCAAGCCAGACAUUCAGUCUGCUAGUGAACCCAAAGCCGGUCCCUUCACUUUCAAGUUUGGGACUGAUUCAUCAAAACCCAGCAGUUCUGGCUCUACAUUUACUGGAUUUGGUGCUUUUGGAGCGUCUAUACCCUCCUCAUUUACGUUUGGUACCAGCACCUCAAAACCCGCUGACACAGUAAUAAGCUCGUUUGGUUCUGGCUUUGGAGCUCAGUUUAGUAAGAAGCCAGGGCAAUGGGACUGUGACAUAUGCAAAGUAAGAAAUGAAGCCUCUGCAGACAGUUGUAUUUCUUGUAAAGCUCUGAAAGCCUUACCUAAAACAACUGCAACAGUACAAACCGCACCAGCUGCAGAUGCUCCUGCAGCACCGCCCUCUAUAUCUGCUAUGGGUUCUGGCUUUGGAGCUCAGUUUAGCAAGAAGCCUGGACAGUGGGACUGUGACAUAUGCGAAGUAAGAAAUGAAGCCUCUACAGACAAGUGUAUUUCUUGUAAAGCUCUUAAAGCCUUACCUAAAACAACUGCAACAGCACAAACCGCACCAGCUGCAGAUGCACCGGCAGUGCAGCCCUCUGGAUCUGCUGUUGGCUCUGGGUUCGGUGCCCAGUUUAGCAAGAAACCUGGGCAGUGGGACUGUGAUGUAUGCGAAGUAAGAAAUGAAGCCUCUACAGACAAGUGUGUCGCAUGUAAAAGCCCCAACCCUGCUGCUAAAUCAACAGGGCCAUCACAUCUGCCAGCAGUGUCAGGAUUUGGGGCUGAUUUAGCAAAAUAUGAUGGGCAGUGGGACUGCGAUGAAUGCUUGGUCAGAAAUGAUGCAUCAGCUGCUGAAUGUGUUUCCUGCCAUGCCCCACACAAAGCUGGCUCUUUAGAAGUCAUGUUUGGAAAGAAGCAUGGGGAAUGGGAUUGUGACACCUGUCUGGUGAGAAAUGAUGCCUCUGCCAAUAAGUGUGUGGCCUGUCAGACACCAAAUCCAAAUGCUAAAAGCACAACAAGCACUGCUCCCUCUGCCUCCACGUUCAGCUUCAGCUUUGGAACCAAGAGUUCAUCAAACCAGCCUGCUGGAACUGGAUUUACAAUGCCUUUUGAAACUGGCAGUACCUUCCAGUUUGGUCAAAACAAAGAAGCUAACUCAGUUUCUUCUUUCAAGUUUGAAGUUCCUCAGUCCGGAUCUAGUACCACAACUUCUUCAGGCUUCUCUUUCUCAAUGCCUAAUUCAGCUGGUGGCUUCAAGUUUGGCAUUGAGGAACCUGCAAAAGAAACUUCGUCCGCUGGUGAUCCAACACCUCCAUCAGGGUCAGCCUCCAGUUUCCUGAAAAGCAUAGCUGACAAACACAAGGAGAAAGAAAAUGUAUCUACACCCUCAGUAGGCCAAACAGAGGAAGAUGAAAAUCCAUUAAUUGCUGGAAAAACCAAUGCGUUCAGUUUUGCAGACUUGGCAAAUUCCUCUGGGGGAAACUUCCAGUUUGGCCAGAACAACCCCAGUUUUUCUGGUGCUGGUGAGAAGUUAUUCUCAUCGUUACAAGCAACCCCCACCAAGACAGAUGCCUCAAAUGAGCUGGAUGACGACGACAUGUAUAAAACAGAGGAAAAUGACAAUAUCCAGUUUGAUCCAGUGGUCCAGAUGCCAGAAAAGGUGAACCUGGUGACAGGGGAAGAAGAUGAACAGGUUCUUUAUUCUCAGCGUGUGAAACUGUUCCGAUUUGACGCCAACUCCGGUCAGUGGAAAGAGCGUGGUGUAGGAAUCCUUAAAUUCCUGAAAAACAACAGUAAUGGCAGACUAAGGGUGCUGAUGAGAAGAGAGCAAGUCCUGAAGGUGUGUGCCAACCACUGGAUCACCACCACCAUGAAUCUUAAGCCCUUGUCAGGCUCAGACAAAGCAUGGAUGUGGUUAGCCAAUGACUUCUCUGAUGGCGAUGCUAAAACUGAACAGUUGGCUGCUAAGUUCAAAAACCCAGAGCUUGCUGGGGAGUUUAAGGAGAAGUUUGAAGAGUGUCAGAGACUUCUCUUGGACAUCCCCCUACAAACACCCCACAAGCUUGUUGACACAGGCAGAACAGCACGCCUCAUUCAGAAAGCAGAGGAAAUGAAGUCUGGUUUGAAAGACCUGAAGUCCUUCUUGACAGAUGAGAAAACAAAGAUCAAAGAUGACGACAGCCAGGUAGAAAUUACAUCAUCUAGCAAUGUUUCAAGCCUUGUAAACAAGCCUCACGGCGAAACCACCGGCCCCACCUUGGAGUGGGAUAACUACGACCUAAGAGAAGAGGCUUUAGAUGAUACUACUGACUCAUCAGUCUAUGCCUCUCCCCUCGCCAGCAGCCCCCUGAGAAAGAACCUUUUCCGCUUUGGGGAAUCCACUUGUGGGUUCAACUUCAGCUUCCAACCUGGCAUCAGCCCCUCCAAGUCUCCUGCUAAGCUUAACCAGAGCAGAGCCUCAGUGGGUACUGAUGACGAGCAGGAUGUAACCCAGGAGGAGGAGAGGGAUGGCCAGUACUUUGAACCUGUGGUCCCCUUGCCUGAUCUAGUGGAGAUUUCUACAGGAGAGGAAAAUGAACAGGUGGUCUUCAGUCACAGGGCCAAACUGUAUCGCUACGAUAAGGAACUGGCUCAGUGGAAGGAGAGGGGUAUUGGAGACCUCAAGGUCUUGCAGAAUUAUGACACCAAACGAGUGAGGUUGAUAAUGAGGAGAGACCAGGUACUUAAGAUCUGUGCCAACCACUGGAUCACAGUAGCUAUGAAGCUUGAACCUAUGAAGGGCGCAGAGAAGGCCUGGGUCUGGAGUGCCUUGGACUUUGCUGAAGUAGGAGAGGGAAAUAUUGAGCAGUUGGCUGUUAGAUUCAAGCUGCAGGACACUGCAAACACAUUCAAACAGGUCUUUGAAGAGGCCAAGGUUGCACAAGAAAAAGAGGAACUCAUGAUUCCAGUGACAUCCAGGGUUGCCGCACCUCAGGACCGUGGAGCCACAGCAUCUGCAGAGACAUCUGCUACAACUGUGUGUGGGAAGGCAGCAAUCGCUGUUCUGGAAGAGACCACAAAGGAACGCACAGAGCUUUCCCCCGACAAUAAGCCAUGUGCAGCUGGGUCUCCAAGUCCAGUCAACCCCACAAAGACAGUGGUGUCACCCCCUAAGUUUGUCUUUGGGACUGAUAGCGUUCAGAAGUUCUUCGGUUCCCCUAAAUUUCACUCUGAGGCUGAGGAUUCACCAUCCGGCUUGAAAGCCAAAGAUUCUGGACGUCCUGCCAAGGCUUCGCUUGCAGCACCUGCAUUCAAAAUCCCAGAGAAAGGACUGGAUUUUAGGCUUUUCAAAGAUAAUCCAAUGGCCUUUUGGACCAGCACAUCAACCACCCAAUUUGAACCCCCAGGCUCACCUCAGGCAGAAGGAGGCGGUGCAGGGUCGGAUGAGGACUCUGAGGUGGAGGUUGUGUAUGUCAGGGAACCCACCGCUGAACAGGCAGCAUUAGCCAGGAAACUUCUUCUGCCUCCCACCUUUUUCUGUUACCAGAACGAACCAGGCUAUACCAGCGACGAUCAAACGGAUGAUGAAGACUACGAGUCAGCAGUUAAAGCACUGAAUGGAAAGCUUUACCUUGAUCCUCCUGAGAAAAGGGCUGCAGCAUGUGGUGAAGAGCCCGACUGCCAGGUGGUGUGGGAGAAGAAGCCAACGCCAGAGGAGGAGGAGAAGGCCAAAAGCCUCCAGCUGCCACCCACCUUCUUCUGCGGCAUUAGCACCACAGACAGCGAUCCGGACCACGACAAGCCUGAAGACUUUGAGACAGAAGUUCGCAAAGCACAGCAAGACCUGGAUUCCCAGUUAAACCAAGCUGAAAGGGCCUCCAGCCCCCCUGCUGAAGCCCCAGAAGAGCCGACGUCAGGCCCGUCAUCCAGCACCACAGAAGCUGCAGGCAGCACACCAACUCCAGAGGAGCAGACCUCAGACCAGCCUGCAGAGACUCAGAGUGAAGCUCCUAGCAGCAGCUCUCCUAUUGAUCUGUCAACUAAGAAGAGCCCAGAGCCAGAGUCCACUACUUGGAGUGCAGCUGCGGCGUCUACUGCUACAACAGCUAGUCAAGACUCUUCCAACUUCGGCUUCCACUCAUUCGGAGGCUUCUCUUUUGCGGACUUGGCCCAAAAGACAGACGGAUUUGCAUUUGGAGCAAAACAAGACAACUUCUCAUGGGCAAACGCGGGAGCAACGGUAUUUGGGUCCGCAGCGACCUCGGCGCCAAAAAACAACGGCGAUGAGGAAGGCAGUGAUGAAGAGGAUGCUACUAAUAAUGUGGACAUUCACUUUGAGCCAAUAGUGUCACUACCAGAGGUGGAGACAAAGUCUGGAGAGGAGGACGAGGAAAUCCUGUUUAAGGAGCGCGCCAAGCUGUUCCGAUGGGACCGGGACCCCGGCCAGUGGAAGGAGCGUGGCAUCGGUGACCUCAAGAUCCUCUUCCACCCAACCAAACAUUUCUACCGAAUCCUGAUGAGAAGAGAGCAGGUGCUGAGGGUUUGUGCGAACCACACCAUCACAACGACGAUGGAACUUCGUCCCAUGAACACCACACCCAACGCAUUGAUCUGGACUGCCACCGACUACUCAGACGGCGAGGGUGUGGUGGAGCAGCUGGCGGCUAAGUUCAAAACCCCCGAGAUAGCCGAAUCCUUCAAGAAGACCUUCUGCGAGUGUCAGAGCCGCAUAGGCCAGUCAGAGCCGCAGAUGUCCAGAGUUCAAGAGCACUCCAGAGACACUAACCCACAGGUGUUCCUCAAAGUGGCAGCCGACGGCCAACCACUGGGAACCAUCACUAUUGAGCUUUUCCACCAUAUUGUCCCCAAGACAGCGGAAAACUUCAGGGCUCUCUGUACCGGCGAGAAAGGCUUCGGGUUUCGGGACUCCAUCUUCCACAGGGUCAUACCGUCUUUCAUGUGUCAGGCUGGUGACAUCACCAACAGUGAUGGCUCAGGAGGCAAGUCCAUCUACGGCAACAAGUUUGAGGAUGAGAACUUUGACGUUCGGCACACGGGCCCGGGCAUUCUGUCAAUGGCCAAUCGCGGGCGCGACACCAACAACUCGCAGUUCUUCAUCACCCUGAAGAAAGCCGAACACCUGGACUUCAAACACGUGGCUUUCGGCUUUGUUAGGGACGGAAUGGAUGUGGUGCAGCAGAUGGAAGAGCUGGGCACGAAGGGAGGAACGCCCACAAAGAAGCUUGUCAUCACAGACUGUGGACAGCUGUAGCUUUUUAAAUGUUAAGAUCAAGGUUACAGCUUGGUUUAGGUUAUGAAUUUAGGGUUUAAAAAUAAGACUUUGGAUAAUGAUGUGUUCCCUGUGCAGUGCAUACCCUCCUGAUUAAAACUGAAUCCAUGGUCAUUAGGCAUCUGAGAAUUGAAACACUGAUCACAGGACUACUGAUCAAGAUUCAUCAUAGAAAUUUGGCUCCAGUAGCCUGACAUUUAGAGAUUAUUUUUGCUACCUUAUAUCGGUCACAAUGGGGAACCUGCCGUAGUAUAUGGGAGGAGGCAAACAAACUUUUGCUCUGUUGCACUUGCAUCUUUAUCAUCACCUGUGAUUAAAUUCUUAUGUGUUUAUUUUGUGUGUAUAAUUGUACAUGGACUACAUUUUUAAUGUGUUUUUGUUUUGUCUUGCAUGUGCAGAGUUUCGCUGUGCUGGCACCUAUUCGUAAAUUUACUUAUGUAUUCCCCCCCCUCUUUUUUUUUUUUUUUUAUUUGGAAGAAGUCUUAACUAUUAUUGAAAGGUGAGGUUGUUAUUUGUAACCAGCCCCUGCCUUCUCUCCAAACGCUGCGUCUGUGUACUUUUUACUGUCAGGCUCCCCCUGUGAUUUUUCUUUGUGUAACUGGAUUUCACAGUGUGCAGGCAGAUAAUUGGACUUCAUACUUGCCCACAUAAACUCGAGUCAUCUCACUGUGUUGCCCUGUGGACGGAGGGUGGCUAGAUCGUGACUUUACACCUGGUUUGGAUUUUACAGAGGCCAUCUGUUAUAGUUUGUGAAUAUCGGAGUUGAAACGGUGCUUCUUGUACCAAAAUAAUAUGCUGAUAAAGGAGAAAUAAAGUUGCUUUACAAGUAA